AUGGGCUGGACAGGCGUUGGGACUCUUGUGGCGACUGCAGGCUAUUUCCUCUAUCGCUACCCGCCACGCAGCUGGACUACCGAACAUCCUUCUUCCCCUCCGGAUCCCCAACCCGAGGUACGGCCUGCUUCUACCUCUUCCCCUUUGCUAGCAAGACUUGACGAAGAACUCUUGACUUCUCCACCGAUAAAAAUAGAAGAAGAGAAUUCACCGACCACGCCCAAGGCUUCGGCGUCGAGCGCACCGGUCCCGGCCCUUGCAGUGCCUGCGCUAAACCUGGAGGCCGACACGAGCAACUCUCGGAGUGCCGCAACAAAGCCCCCUGCUCUGCGAGAUAUGAAUGGAUCAAUAAAGCAGCAAGCGGCAAAUCACAACGAUGAACAUUCGCAGACCAGUUCCCGGCCGCAGUCCCUUACACCCCCUACGAUCCCACAGGCGCAAAGACCACCCACUCUCUCCGCACCCGCCAACACCUCCUCUGUGAUGCCACCACCCUCAGUCCCUCGUCUCCGCCCAACACCGCAGCCGAAUAGAGCACCGCCUGGUCUUCAACCGUCGCGCUCAAAUGCUAGCUCGCUUAUGCCCCCUCCCUCCGCCGCAGCGGGACUCCGCGUGCCCCCAAGUGGCGGAGGCGGAGGCCUCAGCAACAGCACGCUGAAGCCCAGUUUGAAGAACACUCGCAAAGUUGUUCUUGAUCCGGGAUACUCGCCCCUCGACUGGGCUGCUCUAGCCGCGAACCCGAAAAGCCAGCUCCGAGGCGUCGGUGUACCACCUGGCUUGCUGCGUGUGACGCCGUCCAUGUUGAAGAUCCAAAAUGGGCGCAAGGGCCGCGAUGCGUGGACCUCCUAUCAGGGCAAAGUGUAUAAUAUCCAACCCUACGUCCCGUAUCAUCCUGGCGGGAAGGGGGAGUUGUUGCGUGGUGCGGGCAAGGACUCGGCGCAGCUGUUCCAGGAGAUUCACCCGUGGGUCAAUUGGGACGGGAUUCUCAGCGAGUGUCUCGUUGGGAUUCUGGUAUCUGAGAACGAUAUCCAGGCCGAGAAUGCGCUAGACGCGAUGGACUAA
This is a messenger RNA of Penicillium maclennaniae, 1062 nucleotides long. Its product is annotated as cytochrome b5-like heme/steroid binding domain-containing protein. The transcript has a single exon. Gene Ontology annotation, molecular function: heme binding. The coding region runs from base 1 to 1062 and encodes 353 amino acids. Lineage: Eukaryota; Fungi; Ascomycota; Eurotiomycetes; Eurotiales; Aspergillaceae. The record is from RefSeq and is a predicted model, not a curated record.